CCUGGCCCCUGCGCCAGAUGGCUGUACCUGCGCCCGCCCACUCCUGAGCCGGCAUGCGCUUCGAAUGCUAUGCGGGAAGCGCCCUCUGGAGCUUGAGGCUGAGGUUCGAAGCUGUAUGGCCAAGCUGCAGCGAGGGAGAUAGCAAGUUCGCCACAGCGCCGCACACUUCACCUCCUCUCCACCACCAUCCACACACUCUCUCUCUCUCUCGCGCCCCGUUUUCUUUCUCCCACCGGCAGGUCCGGCUUCGCCUUUGCUUCUUUGCUUCGCCUUCCACACUCCCACGCUGGUCGUGCCCUCUCUUGCUCUGCCUCUUUCCACCUUGGCCCCACCUUUCGACAUCUCCCACACUCAGCCUAGCCAUGCCGCUGCGCCGCUUCCGCACCUCGCCUCGCGGCCGCCAUAUUGCGGCGUACGAGGCGCCGCUCGAGUAUCGCCACGUGCCGAGCGCGGACGUCGACGACGACAUCUCGCUGCCUCCGACCAGCAGCGACAGUGCCUCGGCCUCGAAGCUCAGCUUCGACUCGCUCUCCUCUCUCGACUCCGCCACCGAGCACGCGCUCAGCUCCGACUUCGUCCCGCUCUACUACGUCUCCUCUGAGCGUUUGGCGAUGGAGGUGGCCGACGCCAAGCUCGUCGCCUCGCUCGCGGCGCUGCAGCACGCCGCAUUCCCCAGUGAUCCCUUCGAGUCCGACGCCUGGUACCUCGCCCGGCUGCGCGCCGCCGUCGCCACCGUCUCGGCGGCGCAUCUGCUCGCUGCGCCGCCGCGCGCUCGCUUCGCCCCGGCCAUCAGACGCAAGGCCGUGCCCAAGCUCCACGACCACGUCGACGCUGUGAGCACAGAGCCUGCCGCGCUGCCCGAGGCCGCGCUCGUGGCGCUGCCGCCGUCGCCCACGCCGCGGCUGGGGCGCAAGCGCAGCAACGCCCUCACUCUCUCCGACAGCGAGAUGCACGUCCUUGCCGCCGAUGCGCCCCUGGACGUCUCCAGCGCCGACGAGGCGCUCUCGCCGCUCUACCUCGCCCAACACAUCGACGCGCGCUGCUCGCGCACCAAGCGUCUCUCGACGCGCUUCGGGCGCCGGCGCGCGGCCAGCUCGGUGCCGCCGCCUCUUCCGACCUUGGCGCUCGAUGCGCUGGCGGCAGACUCGCCCGUCACGCCUACGCGCGCCUCGAGCAUCCCUGCGACGACGCCGACGUCUCGCGACGCGCGUCCGGCCGUGCAGCCGCGCUCGCGCCUGCGCCCCGUGCUGCUCCUCUCUUCGCCGCCCGGCUCGCUCUCGCCCUCCUCUUCCUCCGACGAGGAGCGCGCGGCCCAGCAGCAGCAGCAGCAGCAGCCUCUGGCGCUCGACGAGCCGACGCCCCGUCUGCACGCCAGCUUCCUCCAGUCGCUCGAGGCGGCACUCAAGACUCCGCGUCCUGUCGCGGCGCUGGAGGGAUGGGACGCAGUGUAUGCCCAGCUGCAAUUGUCCCCUGCUUCCUCGUUCACGGUGGGCAAGGGACAUCGUCGCAGCGAGAGCGCCAGCUCGGCAGCGACGCAGUACUCGACGUCUUCAGCCGCCACGGACUACUCGACGUCAAGCGGCGACGAAUGCCCUUCCCUCGCCGCCUCGAGCUCGAGCGAGGGCUACGACUCGGACAGCAGCGCCACCACCUUCGCCUCCGCCGCUUCGGCAGACACUUCUUCGCCCAUCGUCCUCUCGGAGCCGCACCUCAAGCAGGCCGCCUCGGGCAAGGAGAGCAGCGGCAGGGCGCCCUCGACGUAUCGUCCCAACUCGAGGCCGAUGCAACGCCUGCUCAGCAAGGGCAGCUGCCACGACUUGGGCGACGCUGCCGCGAGACUGGCGCUCGGACGCACUUUCUCGUCGGACUGAGCAGGCAGGACGCUGCGUCCCCUUACGCUCUGCCCAACCCCCCUCACCCCACGCACUCGCUGCCCUUCUCCGCGUCCACUCCUUCGCCACACGUGUCACCCGCACCUUGAGCGAAGUCGGCGAGGGCGUCUAAUUGCAUUCUCCUUUCCCCCCCUUUUU
Tilletiopsis washingtonensis is the source of this 2030-nucleotide messenger RNA. RefSeq lists its product as hypothetical. The record is from RefSeq and is a predicted model, not a curated record. The coding region runs from base 363 to 1871 and encodes 502 amino acids. Lineage: Eukaryota; Fungi; Basidiomycota; Exobasidiomycetes; Entylomatales. The transcript has a single exon.